Messenger RNA from Aspergillus tanneri, 2868 nucleotides. RefSeq lists its product as uncharacterized. The record is from RefSeq and is a predicted model, not a curated record. The transcript has 3 exons. The coding region runs from base 1 to 2868 and encodes 955 amino acids. Lineage: Eukaryota; Fungi; Ascomycota; Eurotiomycetes; Eurotiales; Aspergillaceae.
AUGCCCGAUUCCUCUGCCCAGGCGUCUACGAGUGCACCAAAAGAUGCACGACGUUCAUUCUCUCUUCCCGCCUGGUUGGAUCACUUCAAUGCACGCGACCUGAAGGUGUUAUUUCGCUGCUGGGCCGCCACAUGGGUGGCGUCCCUGCUGAUCUUUAUUGGACCUUCCCUGCACGCAAUCGGCAUCAGCGCGUAUUUCGCGGGAAUAACGCUGUACAUCGUGCCUCCAGGAACAAUUUUCUUCAUCUAUCUGCUUGCGUCGGUCUCACUGCUCUUUGGCAUGUGUCUUGCCUGGGGAUGGGGACUAAUCACCAUGAAGGCGGCGCUGGCAGCGCGACCGGCUUCCGAGACCCAGGCGCUUCUCCAAGCCUUGCGACAACAACUAGUCUACGACGGCUUCAUGCUCGACGCUCGUGUCACGGUUGUGUACUACGUCAUGAUCUGUGUAUUCAUAUAUGCCUUGUCGCGACUGCGCGCCGCGAACCCCAAGUUCGCCCUGGCGCAGGUAUUUGGCGUUAUCGUCUCCGACCUCUUCCUCAUGUACGGCCCGAUUCUCACCUCAUUCAAUGGCUUGUUGGCAAGGGUACUCGUCCUGCCGGGCUCCAUUGCCUCACACGCGGUGCUGGUUAAAAUGGAGACCCUUGUGCGCAUCGGACAGAAGUCGUUGCAGUGUACUCGUGCGCGCCUUUCCAGUGAGCCUGUUGAUCUGGCAGAUCUCGAGGGCACCAAGUCCAAAAUGAUUGCGUUGUUCAAGGCGAUGACGCCCAUGCUGGGCUUCCUUCCGCUCGACGUGUCCUGGGGCCGGUGGAGUCCCGACGAUGUCAAGAUGUUGCAUGAAUCCCUGCGACGGGCCAUGUUCACAAACGUGUCAUUGCUGGACUUUCACAUCGUUCAUAUGAGGACAUACCAAAAGCUGGAGAACCUAUCAUCGCUUGAGACAGAUUAUAGCAUCUCGACGGAGGAGAAACCCCCGCAGGCCGUUGGUCAGCAUCAACUACAGGAGAGCAGCCAUCUGAUAGACGCGCUAAAUACCCCCGAAGCAAUGGAUAUGCGCCGUCAAACGCGAGAAGCACUCCGACAAACGACAGCAGAGGUGUUGCGGGACUGCUCAGAGUCGCUGACGCUUGUUGCCGAGUGCAUCCACACCGUCAACUCGCGUUAUUGGUUUCGACGGGUUCCACAGAGCCAGAUCGACAAACUGGUUACUCGAGGACAGACACUACGCGAAACCCUCCGAACAGCACGGGGCAGAUUUAUGACGGAGACAACUGAGCGACUGCUCGAUAACCAUUCCGAUCUGUUUGACGAGGAAGGCACGUUGAAAUCCGCCGAAUCCGUAGGGCCAUAUGCCCUGCGUGGACUGAUGCUGGGUAUGGUAGUCGAGGAGCGCGUCCUUGGAGCAGCAGAGAGUUUGGAGAACCUCCUGGACCAUAUUGUUCGCCUUCUGCAGACUCGCACCAAAGUGCGCGUAUGGUUGCCUACGCGCUUAAGGGAUGCAAUCUCUUGGGUAACCAAUACGGAUGCGCCAGCCCCGGUGGCAGGUUUAUCUGCCACCGAGGGAACCGAUCCAGACGUAAUUGAAAGCCAGAGCAAAGAGGCGUAUCGACGCCUGCGCAUCAGUCAGGGGUAUGGACGGCCAGUGCGACGAAACGCCCUGAGUCGCGGCAUUGUUGCUGUGUUUCGCUGGCUGACCAACCCAGGCGGGAUGUAUGCUCUGCGCAUGGUAAUCGUGACGAUUGCCACGGCCAUCCCGUCGGCUCUCCCGCACUCUGCUGGAUUCUACUAUCGCGAAAAGGGUAUCUGGCUCGCCAUCACGGCGCAGACCACCAUCCUCGUGUACAUGGCCGACUUUACCUUGUCUCUGAUCGGUCGAUGCAUUGGCACCGUGCUCGGCGGCGUCCUGGGUAUGGUGGCUUGGUAUAUCGGGUCCGGCCACGGGCCCGGCAAUGCAUACGGACUGGCUGCUAUCACGGCAGCGAUGACAGUCGUCUUGAUGUGGUGGCGUCUCUAUCUUCCGCCGGCAUUCAUGAUGGCGGCCAUUAUGAGCGGCGUCACAUUCAUGCUGGUCAUCGGAUUCAGCUAUGACGACACGCAUACACCGCAGUACGGACUCCCAGGGCACGGCUACACCGCGUUCUACAAGCGAUUGGUGACCGUUCUGCUGGGAUUUGUGGCGGCCUUCGUCGUGCAAAUCUUUCCCCGCCCUCCAUCUGCGACGCGACACACAUGCAAGACACUAUCGAACACAGUCAACACGCUAUCCGACCACUACGCGCUACUCCUCUCUCACUGGGGCCGCACCGACGCCAACGGCAGCAGUCCUCUCGGGUCUGUGGCCGAGGAAAUCUCGCUCAGCAUCGCAGAGACCCUCGAUUCUCUCCAAGGCAGUAUUAGAAUCCUGAAGCUAGAAAUGAGCAUCGGACCCUUUGAUUCGCAAACCGUCGACCAGACCCGCCGUCUUUGUCAGGAGAUGAACCAAGGACUGGGUCGACUACUUGAUUUAUCCAGCACCUUGCCGAUAGACUUCCAAACGCGGCUCGCGCGCAACGUGGGAAUUCUCGACCACCGUCGAAUCGGCGACAUCAUGGCCGUGCUUAGUGUCAUCGCACAGGCGUUGAGACUGGGGAAUCCGCUUCCAGAGAGACUGCCCACGCCGUUAGUCAAACGGUGUCAUGAGUCGUGGCAGGCGGGACAAAAUGAGCAGCGGUUGACAAUUGCAUUGGUACGAGAUGAGAAUUAUCGACGGUACUGCGUGGCUGUGAGCUCGUACUUGAAGUUUCUGGGGGCGAUUGAUGAUCUGGUGUUGGUUUUGAAGAGAGCGUUGGGUGAGUCUCAUAUUGUCGGACAGUGGGAUGAUGCCAGUGUUUGA